CGCCCCAAGAUGCAGCAAUCAACAAUCAGCCAAUGUGUUACUGGCCACCCACCAUGAACCCUGGGGAUGGCAGCACAAUCCAGCCAUCAGGUUCAGCGCAGUUGCCAACAGACCCUGACCAUUAUUCCCAGUCGCAACACCACGCAGCUGCAGCUGGAUCAAGCUAUGAGUUGCCAGAGUUGCCGCAGCAGCUGGAUGACUUCAUAUGGCUGUCCGAUAACGGUAAUUUCGGGCCAAACGACUACGGGCUCCCUGACAAUUUGCUAUUUGACCCGAUGGGAUACCCGCCUUAUUUUGAUCAAUGUCCACCGAACACUGGUCCAUUCAGCAUUCACUAUAACUAUCAUGAUCAGUGUCAAGUCCCUCCAUCUCAUGGAGAGUCGUCAUGGCAAGCGCAUACCUCGCAGCAGUAUGAUCAUUCAGCCAAUCAACACACACAAGCCCAGGGUGAUCAGUAUUGCGACCCAAACAUACCUUAUUUGCCUGCUCUUUAUGACCAGGAUGGCCGGUAUAUUGGUCCUGGCAAUGGACCAUUGAUUUAGAGGAAGUGUGCUGAAGCCUCUUUUGUUUUGCUGAUUCACAGCUUGCUAGCCUACGCUUGAUGCAAGAGUGUACUUGUUAGCUGCGUCUGGAUCAGAUAGACUUUGUUUUCGUCUUUUAGCUGUUUAGA
Protomyces lactucae-debilis is the source of this 670-nucleotide messenger RNA. RefSeq lists its product as uncharacterized. NCBI's taxonomy places the organism in Eukaryota, Fungi, Ascomycota, Taphrinomycetes, Taphrinales, Protomycetaceae. Bases 33 to 542 code for a protein of 169 amino acids. The record is from RefSeq and is a predicted model, not a curated record. The transcript has a single exon.